This is a messenger RNA of Amphimedon queenslandica, 3643 nucleotides long. RefSeq lists its product as uncharacterized. The transcript is spliced from 7 exons. Lineage: Eukaryota; Metazoa; Porifera; Demospongiae; Haplosclerida; Niphatidae. The record is from RefSeq and is a predicted model, not a curated record. The coding region runs from base 119 to 3643 and encodes 1174 amino acids.
AUCUUGUUCACCUUAGGCUUGAGUAGCUCUUAGAUUACUGAGUGGAUUUAUGUAUACUUGAAGUAACUGAUUGUCUUUAGUCACUGGAUAGUUCAUUAUCUGCACCUUUGUUUACAAGAUGAUUGAUCUUUCUCAAUGGAGAGCAAGUAUUGGCCUGUGGAGUUGCUGUUUAGCUGCUGGUAGAUCUACUAGCAGUGGACCUGCUACUAGCUCCUCAUUUAAACCUCACAGUACAUCCUCACUAGGCAAGAGAUGUGAUCUAGCUACUGCUUUGGCUCUUUCUCAUGUUUUUCUGAUGAUCAUUUUACUGAUGAACCAUUUCAUUCAUUUAAUAGGAAUUAUUUCUUAUUACUGCUACUCCCAACUGCAUUAUACAACUGGUACUGCAGUCAAGCAAGUACUCUACUCGUUGAUGCUGCUACACUUUGCUGUGUACAGUACUAACAUGACCAGCUCCUCUUUUUAUUUGAUAAUAUUCCUCCUCCUCCUCUUAUCAGGAGACAUUGAACUCAACCCAGGCCCUGGUAAUCCAAGGGAAGUGUUACAGAUCCAUUCUUAUGAUCUCACCCGAACUGUUGCCUCUAAUUGUUAUGAACUAACUAGUGCACUAUAUGCCAAAGACUUGAUACCACACGGAACAAAAGAAGAGAUAAUAACCACAACUGCUUUAUCUAACGACCAAAGAGCCGCCCGACUUGUAUUGGCUAUUGAAGGAAGAUUGGAAUCCUCUUUAGAUCAACAACAGUACCUGAUUAAUAUCUGUGGUGUAUUACGAAAUCAAAGAGAUCGUCAGUUGAAAGAUAUUGCUAAGUCUAUAUUGCAUCAAUUAGGUCAAUCUACAGUCACUCCUAUGGGAACAUCCCAUGCAUCUCUAAGUAGUUCAAUGGAGCAUACUAGUACUAUUGCUAAGUGUUGGCAGUGGUUUUGUAAAAUGAUGUGCAGAAAUAAUAAUAAUGAGCAGCCUAGGCAAGAACAAGGAAUCAUUGAAUUACAACAAACAAAUCUUACUGUCAGCCAACCAACCUUAGGACAGUCUGUACAGUCAUUGGUACAUGAUUAUACUGAUACACCAUCCUUUGUUGAUUCUGAUAUAGAAGAGUCAGUACAGUCAUUGGUACAUGAUGAUACUGAUACACCAUCCAUUGCUGAUUCACUUCAUCAUGAUUCACACUUGGUUGAACCAGUUCCUAAUGAUGUGCUGGAAUAUGCUGAAAUUAUGAGACAAAAGUACAACGCUGAACUGAUUGUUGCUACCGACUGGCCCCCUCGAGUUGGGAAAGACUUUUUUGGAAGAUUAGCACUAGUAGAGAAGGAUCGAUUUGUUUCGCAAGUAGAAACAGCUUGGUAUCUGCUAAGGGGUCAAAUUGAUAGGAUACCUAGAUUGCAUGGUAAUAGAGAAAUAACAGUUAAAAAUAUUUUAGCACCCUCAAAAAAUAAAGAUUCUCUAAGAGUAGUAAUAGACGGUCCUCCUGGUAUUGGCAAGACAACACUCUGUCGUAAACUGUUAAACAUGUGGUCCAAUGGAUCACUUGUACAUCAGCACUAUGACCUGGUACUUUACUGUCCUUUAAGGAAUGCUAAGAUUGCUGAAGCAAAAACAAUUGCUGACUUAUUUAUAUAUCGAAGUAGUGCACAUGCCAUGUCCUCCAUAGCUGAAUGGUUUGAAAAUAAUCAUGGUAAAGGAUUAUUGAUAUUUUUUGAUGGUUGGGAUGAAUUAAGUGAGCAAUUCAGGCAGUCCUCAUUAGCUACUAGCAUCAUCCACAGAGAAAUGCUAUUUCAUUGCUCAGUUAUUGUUACCUCUCGUAGCUAUGCUUCCUCUUCACUUUUAGAAAUGUCUUCCCUUAGCAAACACAUACAAGUUUGUGGAUUUUCAGAGAAACAAAUAGCAAAUGUGAUAAGAGAAACACUUGAGGAUUCUGUUGAUUCACAUCUAGCAAUGAAACUCAUUAACGAUCUUGAAAUACGAGGUGAUGUUAAAUCAUUGUGUUAUGUACCACUAGUCUGUUCCAUGGUUAUCUUAGUUUAUCGUAAAGAAGGAGGACACUUACCAACAACGCUCACUCAACUGUAUGAGAACUUUAUCCUACAAACUAUCAGAAGACAUGUUAAAAGACAUGACAUUAACCCACGUACUUUAGGUAGUCUUUCUUCAUUACCUCCAGAGUUAGCAAAACAUUUUCUGGAAUUGUGUCGAAUUGCUUAUACUAACUUGGCCAGUACACAAAUGACAUUCUCUUCACAUCAACUACAGUCACUGAGUGAGGAAGACUAUCUUGGAUUGAUGACGACUUUCAUGGAAUAUGACGAGGAGAAGUAUCAGUUCCUUCACUUGAGUAUACAGGAAUUUCUAGCUGCAUGGUGGAUAGCUAAGCAUGAGGAGAAAAAGUGUUAUUUUUACUGUCAUAUUGAAGCCCAUUACAACACUUAUUUGAUAUUAUUACAGUUAUUCAAAUUUUCACAGCUGAAAAUAUUGCAUUUUCAUUUAAUAUCGAACAGUCCCGAGUUUGCAGUAGCAAAUAAACCAAUUGAUGCUAGUAUGGAACUUGAAAACUGUAUAGAAAAAAACACAACAGUACAAGAAAUGAGAAUUAAAACAAAUCAUGAUGCAUUUUUAGAUACUGUUACUGCUGUCAUUAAAGGUGUGACAAAGAAUAAAACUAUAACAUCAUUUCGUGUUCAUUUAUAUUCGACCAAUAUACCAGAAGGAAUAUUUGAGCAGUUACUAAUAAAGAAUACUACAAUAAAAGCUUUAUCACUGAACGUAGGCAGUUCUUCUUUACUGCAUACACAGGAUAGUGAUACACCAUCACUAAAAAUAAAGGAGAUAAAUAUGCCAUUGAAAGCUUUAGAGAUACGAGGUUUUACAACAUCACAGCCACUCCUUCCACAAGGUGAUGGAUUACACUGUCUGAUACAUGUACAGCCUUAUUCACACCCAUUGCAACUUAUAUUUUCAUCUCAUCCAAAUCUUUGUGUACUUGAAGUAUCAUUGGAUACAGAGGAAAGUGUUUGUGAGCUUUUAACCAUUCUACAAAACAAUACUACACUUAAAGCUUUGAAAGUGAACAUAACAAUAUUAACUACAAAUGUUUAUAUCAAUGUACAGAACAUGUUGAGGCUUAACCAAACACUUUCAUACUUUGAGAUUUUUGGUCAGAAUGAGCACAGUUAUUAUACCUUAUAUUAUUUCCCACCAUCAUAUAUCAAAUACAAUACCAGUCUACAGAGUGUACAUAUUUCAAUUUCAACCACUGAGGAGGUGAAAUCUGCAUUUGAUGCCAUUUCUCAUAUGAAAUAUCUUACAGAGAUAAACUUUGAGCUAGAUUCACAAGUUAAUGGGACACACUUUAUUCUUGCUGUUAUGGGCAUGUUACAAUCAAGUACAACCAUCAGGCAAUUGAGGAUAAAAUGUACUAAAGAUAAUGAUUUCCUUCUAUCCAUUGAUCAUUGGAGAGAAACAACACAGCAUUUCUAUGAAACUGUAUUCACUCAUCCCUCAAUUGAAUAUAUCCAGAUCGUUGCCAAAGAUGAAAAAGAAAUUCUAAAUGAUUUCCUUGAAGAACACAAAAGGUUAUUGCUUAGUAAACAUGAACAGGAACAGCCUUACAGACAGUUACCAAUAGUGAUUCAUUCUUAUUCUUGA